This is a messenger RNA of Corythoichthys intestinalis (scribbled pipefish), 3746 nucleotides long. It is a transcript of the gene sema4f, whose product is annotated as sema domain, immunoglobulin domain (Ig), transmembrane domain (TM) and short cytoplasmic domain, (semaphorin) 4F. Bases 778 to 3207 code for a protein of 809 amino acids. NCBI's taxonomy places the organism in Eukaryota, Metazoa, Chordata, Actinopteri, Syngnathiformes, Syngnathidae. Gene Ontology annotation, molecular function: semaphorin receptor binding; chemorepellent activity. Gene Ontology annotation, cellular component: plasma membrane. The record is from RefSeq and is a predicted model, not a curated record. The transcript has 15 exons. Gene Ontology annotation, biological process: negative chemotaxis; neural crest cell migration; positive regulation of cell migration.
AACCACUGGCAUCACCACAAUGUGUCACUUUAUCAAGGAAUAUACAUCAUAUAUAGUUGCAGGGUCCCUUUGUUUGCAUGAGUGAACAAUGAGUGAGUACUUCAUACACCACUGGCAUCACCAUAAUGUGUCAUAUUUUCAAGGAACAUACGUCGUAUAUAGUUGCAGGGUCCCUUUGUACGUCAUCAUAUUUACCUGUUGUGUACUGCCUUUUCCGGGGGCGGAGUCUCCAAGCUCCAUUUAGGCGUUCAGUACUACGCGGAGCUUAAGCAGCAAUCCAACACGCAAAGCUUUUCCCGUUGUUUAUGAUCGAACUUGCCCCCUAAUUUUUCUCUGCAGAAGGCGCGUAUUUAUGUGCGCUUCGAUCGGUGGGACUGGAAGCCGUUCGACACCGUCCGGUGGUCAUACGCGCGACUCUUCGCUCCUUUCCCGUCCGGGAAAUGACGCGCUGAACCCCGCACGAGAUGAAGCGACUUUGGAUGACUUUUUUGGCAGUUUCUCGCCCCCCAAAAUAACGAGGCAAGAGAUAUUAAAGGACACCUUCGCCAUGAGUGGACGCGCUCGACCUCCUGCGACUUGUGCAGAGCGCGCGGACGCCAGCGAUGUGACAGCAGCUCAGGGUUAAAUAUUCUAACACGUUAUCAUCCUCUGCUAACUCGGUCAAGAGUCGAGGCGAGGAUGCCCCGCAGUUGAAGGAGCGGGAGUACAAGUGGAAUAAAUAGAGCAAAGAUAGUGGACCUUCAGCCGGCACUCUGACAGGACAGUAGCCCAAUUCGGAUGACUCCUGUCGGCGUGAUGUUCAUCCUCUUCCCGGUGUGCUGUCUGCUCCCCGGAACCUGGGCAGCCACUGUGAGCGGACUCCAAUACACUGUUUUAGAUCGUCGAGUGUUUGGGGCCGUGGCCAACUUCAGCACAUUCCUACUGGAUCCCACGUCGGGCGUCCUCUUCAUGGGUGCAAGGGAUACCAUAGUGGUGGUAGACACCAACAAGCUUAAUGAACCACCACGCAUGGUGAUUUGGAAUGUGCCGCAGGAGAGCAGGAAUACUUGCAUGACUAAAGGAAAGACGGAGGGUGACUGCCGCAACUACAUCCUGCUGUUGGAGUUCCACUCUGACGGACGGCACAUUUACGUGUGCGGCACCUAUGCCUUCGACCCCAAAUGUGCCUUCCUGGAGAAGUCCUCCCUAACCCUGGAGAAGGAUGCCGAUGGGCACGUGACUAUGGAAAUGGGGAGGAAGAAGGUCCCCUUUGACCCUAGGAAGCCGUUCUCGGCCGUUAUGACGGAUGACGCGCUGUACGCCGCCACCUCCAUCAAUUUCCGCGGGACGGAGUUCGAUAUCACCCGGGCGACGGGUCCGGAGCAGAAGCAGAUCCGAAGCGAGCAAAAAGUUCACUGGCUGGACGAACCCGAAUUUGUAAGCUCAGCGUUCGUGGAGCUGUCGACCGACAACAACGUCGCGGGGGAGGACGACCGGAUUUUCUUCUUUUUUAACGAGGCGGCUAUGGAAUACAAUUUCUAUUCCAAAGUCCGGGUGCCCAGAGUGGCACGAGUGUGUCGGUCGGACGUGGGCGGUCUCAGGACUCUGCAGCAGCACUGGACCACUUUCCUCAAGGCCGAGCUGGUGUGCGAGGACAAACUCCGACAUCAGCGCUUUGACGUCUUGGUGGACGUUUUCACCUUGCGACAUUCCCCGCAAGAAGCCGGGAGCACGCACUUUUAUGGACUUUUCACCACACAGUGGGAACCUGAGCAGUCGGCGGUGUGCGUUUUCGGCGCAUCGGACAUCAUCAGAGCAAUGAACGGCCCGUUUAAGAAGCGCAAUGACAAAACGGACACGCCCACUCCGGUGGGCUUGCCGAGGCCUGGUCAGUGUCUGAACAAUGCGCUGAAGGCAGAGGGCUACGACUCCUCCCUGAAAAUCCCUGACAACCUCUUGGCAUACGUGAGGAACCAUCCCCUCAUGCAGCAGAGUGUUAACGCCGCACCCUUGCUGGUCAGGAAAGGAGUCACGUACACCAAGCUGGCUGUCACGCUGAUAGGCCGUAGAGAAGGCCAAAGGGAAGCGAUGCUGCAUCUCGGAACAGACUUUGGAGAGCUCCAUCAGGUGGCGGUAAUAGACGAGAAAGCCACUUUACUCCGUGAGAUUCCUUUAUUUGAGCCAACAGAGCCAGUCAACAAUAUUUUGCUGCACAGAGGUUGGGCUUUGGUGGGCACUCCCCAGUCUCUAGCUCGCCUCCGGUCUGAAGAUUGCACGCUCUAUUCAAGCUGUAAAUUGUGCGCCCGAUUUGGAGAACUGGGCUGCGAGUGGGCCGCGAGCGAGGAGCGAUGCGUUCGCUCGACGUCGGCGCCUAGCGAUGGAGAUGUAAUAGAAGAAGCGUUAAGAAAAUGCGACUCCCAGGAAGAUCGCUGCUCGCCAUCCAUCAAGGAGCUGCGCGUGUCUUUGGGUCUGCAACUCCUGUUGCCCUGCGCUCAGCUGUCUCCCAGGCCCUGUAGCUGGGAGCACCCACCUAACAGUCUCACCAAGCAGCGCCACCCCGACCUAGAGGUGACCGUCACCCGAGACGGACUGGGAAGUUACAUCUGUGCGUGCCAGGAAGGACAAAUCCACGACCCCACUCCUUGCCGCCGAGCCGUCUAUCAGCUGACGUUGGAAGAUCCCACGACCGCGGGGGCCGUGGUGGGGUGCGCCCGUCACGUGGUAGCCUUCUACAUCCUCUCCUUCUUGGGGGGUUUGCUGUUCGGGGCGGCGCUCCUCUACUUUGUCAAAUGUCGACAACUAAGCGGUCCGCGAGAAGGGAUAGGGCGGGACUUACUGGGAUCCUCCGCCAGACAGCAGCCGGGAUUCCGUCUGACGGACAAACGCAACGGGAUCGCUUCCAAGGCCGCCGACGCGGGCCAAGUCGGGAAGCUGGGUAACGGCGGUCACCGCGGCAACAGCGCGAGCGCCGCCAACGCCAAGGCCAGAAACGGAAGCGGGAACGCCUCGUACGCCAACUACAACAUUUUAUCCGCAGACGUGCUGGACGGACGGACUGCCGGGAGGGAGGCGCGGGCUCCCCGAGGGGGCGAGGGGGAGUCUGCGGAAGGGGCCGAGAUGGACGAGGGUCUGGGGGAAGGGAUAACCGGACUGGAGGAAGAGUUUGCCAGCUUUCCCAUGUUUAAGACGCCGGCGCCCCUCGCUCCGUGUGAAGAAAGCUCCAUUUGAGAAGCCAUAUUGACACCCCCAAACUUGUCACUGCCUUUGGAUGGCGUCGUGAAGAGAUUCUCGAAAACGUCAAUCGUGUGCAAUCGGAGCGUGGCAGAAGGACACAAAGACAUGCCACACAAGCCAUACAAUCCUUCAUACUGUUGUCCUCCAAAGAGCGUUGCACUACAAAUACAACUUGUACUCCAGGACCAAAGGACUACCGAGCGGGCGACGCGGUGUUUGCUUUCUCGGACGGAAGGAGACUCGCUAUCUCCAAUGUUGUUGUCUUUAUGUGGAUUCUUAAUGUAUUGUUUUGUCUUGUUUUUGUAAUAAAGCAUAUUUGCAAACCCAAAGACAAGUUGGGUGGACAAAAAGCAGUCGAACGUAAGACCAAUAAAAAAUGCAAGUGGAAAAUAUUGGAAUAAAUACAAUAAAAUGAAAAUAUACUUGUUUUUCAAUUAAAAAAUACGACUAUAAAAAAUAGAACCUACCAGAAAAUGUUUGAAUGCGAGACAAAAAAUUUGGACCAUUUAUUAAUGAUCAAUAUGUCAAAAUGA